Messenger RNA from Astyanax mexicanus (Mexican tetra), 2189 nucleotides. It is a transcript of the gene zic2b, whose product is annotated as zic family member 2 (odd-paired homolog, Drosophila) b. Gene Ontology annotation, cellular component: nucleus. The record is from RefSeq and is a predicted model, not a curated record. The coding region runs from base 348 to 1559 and encodes 403 amino acids. The transcript is spliced from 3 exons. Gene Ontology annotation, molecular function: DNA-binding transcription factor activity, RNA polymerase II-specific; RNA polymerase II cis-regulatory region sequence-specific DNA binding. Gene Ontology annotation, biological process: regulation of transcription by RNA polymerase II; central nervous system development. NCBI's taxonomy places the organism in Eukaryota, Metazoa, Chordata, Actinopteri, Characiformes, Acestrorhamphidae.
GGAGAUAAACGGGGCCAAACUCAAGCGGAACGGCACAGAGACCCUUCUCUCCCUCUCAGACUCAGAGAUACGCACGGAUUUAAACCUCUGAUUUAGACUCGAGAUGAACGACCGCGUUUUUAAACUUGCGAUUUUUAAAAAAUCAGAAUUUAACUUCUAAAUUUUGUAAAAAGAAAUAGAAAAAAAAAGAAAGAAAUCAGCUUUAAAUCGGUUUUAUUUAACUGAUUUUCUUUUUGUAUUUUCCUCUUUUGCUUUCAUUUUUUUGCUUUUUACAAAUUUCAGUUUAAAGUCUUAAAUUUUGGCCAGUUUUUACGUUUUACCUUUCUUUUUACGCGCGCUCCUCCAACAUGUUACUGGACUCCGGUCACCACCAGCUCUCCGCCGGUUUAGGCUCGAUCAACGGGGGCGCGUUCUCGCCUCACGACCGUGACCUGGAGCUCGCGCAGGGCUACGGGCUGCUGGGCGCCCGUGCUCACUUCGGGCCAGCGCGCGCCGCGGACUUCUUUCUGCGGGGCAGCGGCGCGAGCGGCAGUUUUGGAGAGGCCGGUAUGAGCGCGAGCGCCGGUCACCACCACCACCAGCAGCUCCAUCAUCACCAGCAGCAGCAACAGCACGCGAUGUUCGGCCACGGGCACGCGCAAACAGAUGGCCAGGGCGCCGCCGUGGGGCACGCGCUGUUCCCGGGUUUCCACGAGCAGCAGCAUCAGCAUCACCAUCAUCACCAGCAGCAACAACAGCAACAGCAGCAUCUCCACGCGCUCAACGGGAGGCUGGACGUUUUCGCGCGCGCCGCCGCAGCAGCAGCCGCAGCUGCCGACCCCUACAGUCAGUACGGGCUGAACGUGAACGCGCACGUGAACGUGGGCGCGCACCACGCGCACCCGUUCUUCCGCUACGUGCGCCAGCGGUGCGCCGAGCGCGAGCUGGAGCUCGCCUGCCGGUGGACGGGGGAGCGCGAGAACCAGCGCGAGCGGCCGUGCGGCCGGACCUUCGGCACCAUGCACGAGCUGGUGGCACACGUGUCCGCCGAGCACGUCGGCGGGCCGUCCGAGCACAGCGAGCAGCACGUGUGCCGGUGGGAGGAGUGCGCGCGCCACGGCAAGCCCUUCAAGGCCAAGUACAAGCUGGUCAACCACAUGCGCGUGCACACCGGCGAGAAGCCCUUCGCGUGCCCGUUCCCCGGGUGCGGCAAGGUGUUCGCGCGCUCCGAGAACCUCAAGAUACACAAGAGAACGCAUACAGGAGAGAAACCCUUUAUGUGUGAGUUCAAUGGAUGUGAUCGACGCUUCGCCAACAGCAGUGACCGCAAGAAGCACAUGCACGUCCACACGGCUGACAAACCCUACCUGUGCAAACUGUGCGACAAGUCCUACACACACCCCAGCUCCCUGAGGAAACACAUGAAGGUUCAUGAUGAGCAGAGCCCACUGAAGGAGGACUGUUCUCCAGGAGGAAGUUCAGGGUAUGACUCCUCCAGCGUGGUUUCUCCAGGGUCCGAAGCUCAGGACGCACUCUCUCCAGAACCCCCCGGCAACAACUUCAGCGAGUGGUACGUCUAGAGGACCAGAAAGACCAAAACCUUCCCAGUGAAGAUUCUGCACCACUUUACUCACCGCUCUCCUGCACUGGACUGAUCAGAGGACAGUCCGUAAUCUCCUGUGUAUUAUAAUGUAAUGAAGGAAUGCUUUUACUAUAUGAAGGAAAGAUUGAAUAUGAAGUGAAGGAGGAAUGUGCUUCAUGUGUUUUGUGUCUGGCUGUAAAAAUCAGGAUCUUAUGUUAAGAAAUGGUUACAGCGCACGCUGAAAAACGUCCCGGGACUCUUUUUUUUCAUCCAGAGUGUAUAUAAACUUCAACCGCACAGAAAGUGCCAAAAAAUAUGUGAGAAAUAUGUGAAAUCUGAGAGAAAAUCUCAGAAUGGGGACUUUUAUCCUGUAAAUUUUUGAUUAAUGUCAAUCUCGCAGAUGUAUGUGUCAUGAAAUAUUUUUUGGACGAUGUUCUGUGGGUAUCAGUGAAUGAUGUGUUUAUAAAAAAAAUGCAGAGAAAUAUUUAUGGAUUUUUUUUCUGAACUAAAAAAAUGCUUAUGUGUUUUGUUAAAAAAACAUUUCUCAGUUUUAUGAUAUAAACUCUUGUGAUAAUCUAUGUAAAAAAGACAAAUCUUAUACAGAAAUAAAAGAAAUAUUUGUGAAACA